UUGCUCUACAAAAUAAAAAAGAAGCAAUUGCAUUUAAAUCUCACAAUAGGCCCUUGUUGAACUUUGUCGACCAUUCUCUAUAGUGGAAUGCAGCAAAGGCCUGUAUUAUACUCGUAUUGGAGAAGUUCUUGCUCUUGGAGAGUUCGUAUCGCAUUAGCAGUCAAAAACAUUGACUAUGAAUACAGGACCAUCAACUUGAUAAAGAACGGAGGCGAGCAGUGGCAGCCGGAAUAUGAGACUCUUAAUCCAAGUCAUACCGUGCCGACUUUGAUCAUCGACGGUAAUACCAUUGGACAGUCCGUUGCUAUUAUGGAGUACUUGGAAGAAACGCGACCACAAGUGCCGUUGUUACCAAAGGAACCUGGUCAGAGAGCAAAAGUUCGUCAAGUGGUGGAAACAGUGAAUGCUGAUACCCAACCUUUGCAGAAUUUAAGGGUUUUACAGUGGCUGCAGAAAGAAGCUGGGGAAGAAAAGAGAAACGCCUGGCUUCAACAUUUUCUUACCCUUAACAUACAAGCUGUGGAACAGUUGCUUCGACGUUAUUCAGGGAAGUUUAGUGUCGGAGAUGAAAUAACUUUAGCCGAUUGUGUUAUACCGCCACAAUAUUAUUCUGCAAUUCGGUAUAAAAUCUCUUUGGAUAAUUGUCCAAACUUUGUCAGAGUUGCAAAGACUUUAGAUGAGUUGCCGGCGUUUAAAAAGGCUCAUGCGUUCAGUCAGCCUGAUGCACCUGAAAAUCCUGAAUAUUAAUAGUUUUCCUUGUCGAAUAAAAUUUUAGUUUGUGGAAUCUAUAUCAAUUUCAAAGAAAGGGUGAGAAGAAUGA
Galdieria sulphuraria is the source of this 820-nucleotide messenger RNA. Its product is annotated as maleylacetoacetate isomerase. Gene Ontology annotation, cellular component: mitochondrion; cytoplasm. The transcript has 2 exons. Gene Ontology annotation, biological process: L-phenylalanine catabolic process; glutathione metabolic process. The record is from RefSeq and is a predicted model, not a curated record. The coding region runs from base 88 to 747 and encodes 219 amino acids. Lineage: Eukaryota; Rhodophyta; Bangiophyceae; Galdieriales; Galdieriaceae. Gene Ontology annotation, molecular function: maleylacetoacetate isomerase activity; glutathione transferase activity.